AAAAAAUGGUAUUAUGGGGUUUGGUUAAUUAAUAUAGCUAAGGGGAUAUAAAACAGUUUAUGAACGGUUACCCAUGUAAAUCAUUGAUCUACUGCAGGGUUUCUUGACUAACCGGCGGACUGUUUACACAGUAUACCGCAGAGGUUGUUUCUAUAGAGAACUGAGGUAAUGCUUUAUGGUACCCAGGAGCCGCCUGCUUCGAUGAAAGCUACCGCGGGGUUUAGUUGGUACGCCAACGUGCAUAACAUGCUGGUAACCGCAACAUACCCGCCUUAGUACCUUGGACUAAUGCGGGAUCUUACAGUGAUUUCCACGCGAAAAAGAGGGUUUCUUGACUACGGACAAAUGAGAAGCAUAUAAAUAAUGGAAUUAUAGAAUUUUUGCAACAAAUAUAGAAAAAUCAUUAAAUAUUCAUUGAAGGUUAACUACCAAGAUUUAAUUCUAGUCACGAAAUGCGAACACUAUCUAGCGACGUAGCUUGCUCAGAUCAAAAUUUGUUGAAGACCUUCAUUGCCGAUGUAAUGUUGUACUUGUCGGCAAUUUUCAUCCCUGUGGGAAAAAGAUAUUUGAUCUUACUCUACCAGUAUAUUUAGUUACAAAUACGAUAUCUCGCGUGAUUUGCUCACGAAAUGUGAUAUUACACAAAAUAAAAUUUGAUUCAAUGAUCAAUGAAAUAUUCAUCUCAUUAAUUCACGUUUAUUCGUUAUGCAUAUAAGAUGUUAAUGGUUUUAUACUAUGUUUGAGUGAUCUGUAGGCAAAUAAGACGACAAAAUAUUGAUACUAACGGAACUCUCGGUGACUAAGUCCGAAUGUGUAAGUCGAUUUGAUGACAUAGCUACACAUAAUAUAACAUCUGUGCAAAGAGAAAUUAUUAUUACAAAUUAUUUACCAAAAUAGACAAUGUGCGGGCAUGAAAAGUUUACGACUUUAUAACAUUUAUAGAUAAAUAAUAAGAUAGAUCAUAUCAUUCUGUAGAUUUAAAAUACAAGUUGUCUAUCAACUGAAUGAAACUUACAAAUGCUCAACCUUAACAUUAAUCUACUAUGUAACAAGUACUUAAAUAUUUCUAUGCUAUUAGUAUGCGUAUUUCUUCACCUUAUACAUUAGACCUUGUCCGAGGUCUCACCUCCGCAUUGCCGGGCUUAUGAUAAAUCAGUCUCAGUAAUAAAAGUAACUUUAUAAUGGACACACACAGUAUGUAUAGGAGGGACGAUUUUAGCGAUUGUGACACGGAUAUCCGGUUAGAUGGAAAGGUAGCUCUCGUCACCGGCGCUACAGCGGGCACUGGCUUCGAAAUUGCUAAAAACUUAGCAAGACGUGGCGCGAAAGUCAUCAUUGCCAGUCGGAAUGCAACCAAACUAGCUGGGGCUAAGCAAGACAUCAUAAUGGAUUCUGGAAACCAGAAUGUCGUGGCGCGGCAGAUGGACUUGGCAUCGUUAACUUCAGUGAGGAACUUUGUUGGGGAAAUGCGGAGUGAACCUCGCUUGGACAUCCUGAUUAACAACAUAGGAGCUAUUGGACUCCAGGACAGGCUGACAGAAGACGGUCUGCAACUCAUGAUGCAAGUGAACUACUUCGGAUCGUUUUUGCUAACGUUUCUUCUGUUUCCGCUGAUGAGGAGAUCAGCACCGAGCAGAAUAGUCAACGUAUCAUCUCUAGCUUUGAUCUUAGGCCACAUAGACUUCGACAAAUGGAAUGAUGUAAACAAAUACUCCAAUUUUGGAUACUAUUGCAAUGCGAAGCUAGCUGACGUUCUCUUCUCAGUGGAAAUGAACAAACGCGCAGCAGAUAGUGGAGUGAGUGUGUACAGCAUGGACCCAGGAUUAGGCAAGUCAGAAUUCUUUAGAAACUUCGAGAACGAUAUUUUAAAGAAUAUUUUGAACUCCGCUUUGUUGCAUUUCGGUCGGCCCUUGCAUAGAGUGGCGACAAUGUCGGUGUAUUUAGCAGUAGACCCGAAAUUUGAAACGGAGAGUGGAAAGCACUUCAGAGAUUGCAAGGAAUUCUACAGCUCUUGGUUUGCAAACGACACUAUACUGACCAGAAGAGUUUGGGAGGAAUCUAAGAAACUGGUGAGGAUCACGAGAGAAGAAGAUUGGGAGAGAGCACAAAAUAAUUUUGGGAGUAGAACCCGCUUGUAUAGUAUUAUCUGAUCAGAAUUUAUAGUGUAAAUGUUUUCAUGCCUUUUAGUAUGUGGAUAAUCGUGAUAUAAUAGUACAAAUUACAUUUUUACUGGUUUGAAAUAUAUAUUUACUAGGCAAAACCCUCUCCCCAAUUUUUGUAGAUUCAGUUGUGCAGUGAAUAAUAUUUAGGGUCUGCAUGAUCUAUAGACCUAUAAAAUAAACAGGAUAGAUCAGGAACGGCACGUAAUAGAAAACUGAAAGCAUGGCAGUAUGUUAUUUUAAAGUGUAAUUAAGAAUAUGUACUAGUGUGGUUGUGCAACAACAGUGUAAAACUUCGCGCAGUAUUUAUGAGGUAAUAAGCAGCGAAUAUUAAUAUUUUACUAUAACUUUUAUUACGUGUGACCUCACACGUUUACGCGAAAAUGACAACUAUUAGUUGAUUAUUUCAAUAUAAUUUAUUUAUUUUUAUUUAUUUAUUUAUUUAUUUAAGGAAAACUUACAACUAGCAUAACAAAAAGUAGUAAAUAUAACAAAAAAGAUAAAGGUCAAUUAAAAGUUUUCACAAAUACAAUACAAUAAUAUAGAACAAUAAUAGGCAGAUAACCAGCCUAGAGACCUACAUAUUUUAAAUGUACAUUACGAUAUGUGAAAAAAUGCAUUGCACAAAGUUUUCUUUAAUUUAGUACAGUUGAAGUUAAAGAGAUCAAUAUCAACAUUAGAGGAAACAUCAUUGAAUGAUCUGCACGCUCUUAUUAGGUACGAGUUCUGCCGAUAUGCUGAUUUAGCAAAUGGAACAUACAAGAGGUUCGGUUUUCUAACCGUAGUACAAGGUGUGCGCAGUCCGAUUUUGCUUAAUAGUUCAGGGCUAUCAACCGUGCUAUUGAGAAUAUUGAGAAGAUAUGCUAGAUCGGCUAUUCGCCUACGCUCCUGCAAUGGAAGAAUAUGAAAUUUCUUACAUCGAGUAAAAUAGUCAUUAAAAUAAUUGCCUGAGCGGUAUUGCAAAUAUCGUAUAAAUUUUUUUUGUAUUUUUUCAAUUUGGUUAAUGUAAACAUCAUAUAUAGGGUUCCACACUUGCGAGGCAUAUUCAAGGUGGCUGCGGACGAAAGAACAAUAAAUUAUUUUGAGUGUCUUGAUGUCACUAAAUUCUGAGCACA
Molecule: messenger RNA, 3274 nt
Organism: Manduca sexta (tobacco hornworm)
Lineage: Eukaryota; Metazoa; Arthropoda; Insecta; Lepidoptera; Sphingidae
Product: retinol dehydrogenase 13-like
Exons: 1
Coding region: 1182-2150 (322 amino acids)
Source: RefSeq, a predicted model, not a curated record